AUGGACUACUCAUCAAUAACUUGUUUUCUCUCCAUUCCAGCGACACUCUCAGCUCAUCCAUAUCCAUUUCUUCAGCGGGUCUUGGCUGGUGGUGUCACUUUCAUCAGACAGACCGGACCGACCAACGACUCAAGCAAUAGCAGGCAUUAUCAAGGGUCAGGAAUUGUCAGGUAUGGAGGGGCAUGGAGGGGCAGCUUGUUCCCUUGGUUUCCAGCGAGAAAAAAAAAGUCAGCUACGGCACCUUAUCCCUGGCCCCUGCUCCUCAUUGCUGGCCUGCCCCUCGUUACAUCACUCUCGCAGCUACCCCCCGGUCACAGCAGCAGCACCAGGUCCGAUACCCCCGUCGACUCACCUUUUGCCUCCCAUUGCACGCUUUGCACGCUUUGCUCGCUCUCACACCUCUCACACACUGCCACUGCCACCUCCAUGCAACAUCUGCCCGUGGCGCCGUGGCACCGUGGUCCACUCCAAAUUCUCGGGCGUCUUUUUUUAUGUGAGCUUCUCACCGUUCCAGUUUAUUUCGGUUCAAACAGCUCAUUCGCACACCUCACCAUUCAUCCCGCGCCAAAGCUCCCACGGCCCCUCCUCCUCCACCUCCCAUCCCCCCUAGUCCUACACGACCCUGAGCUAAUGAAACACGUUGCCUGGCCCGUUUACGACUCCGUUCUCGGUCACCCCCAGAUGGACCGCACCAUUUUUGGCUCCGUCGUCCGUGUUGGAGCAAAGGAGUCAUCGGAGUCGAAGAAAACAGUUUGCGUGCAAAGAAAGGCAUCCAUGCUCGUCCAAACCCUUCGAAUUCAAUUGGAGAACUUGUACAGAUACCUCGCCUACGAAUGCCAUCCACCCAUCCUCUUGGCCGGCCGCUUCCAAUGCAAAGUCGGUCCAUCAAAACAGGGCUGGUGCGUUCCGGCGCUUGGUGGGGCCCGAGAUCUGCCUCUCGACUCACCCAACCCAAUGAGCUACCAAGCGAGCCCGGCUGGCCCGACACGCCGGAGCAUCACGGCUUCGUCGGCCCCAAAUGCUCCUGGCUUCGCCUAUAACAACUCUCAACUUCCGAUGACAUCGGGAAUGACGAUAUCCCUACCGAGGAUACCCGCAAACGUCAAUGCCGCGGCCUAUGUGUUUACCGCUGCCCACGGAGGCCUGCAUGGCCGUAUCGUAUCGCCAGACGCCCGACAGGGCCCAGGUUUGGCAUAUGAUAUGACUCUACCGUCACUCAUUCAUCCGCUACCAACACCGUACGACACCAACCCCCUGGAUGAGCUUCUGGCCGUACCACGGUCUAAACCAACAUGGACAAGCUAUCUCUCGGCCAAAUUAUUCAGCACAUCUCAUUUCGAUAUUGUCAGAUCAUGGGACUGCUGUGCCACUCACGAUGUCGUUGACGCUCGUCCCAUCCGCAAGCCCACAUCAUCACGACUACGUACUGUACUCGCCGUUCCCGUUCCCUCCCUUCCCAAGUCCACCUUUGACUGGGUACACGAGAAUUGCAUGGACCACGGCAGCAAUGUGGCGGCCUUGCAAGAACCGAGCUUUCCUACAGGCCCCGUUUGCCGCCAGCCGCCCCCGGAAUGA
Colletotrichum lupini is the source of this 1575-nucleotide messenger RNA. RefSeq lists its product as uncharacterized. NCBI's taxonomy places the organism in Eukaryota, Fungi, Ascomycota, Sordariomycetes, Glomerellales, Glomerellaceae. The transcript is spliced from 8 exons. The record is from RefSeq and is a predicted model, not a curated record. Bases 1 to 1575 code for a protein of 524 amino acids.